Messenger RNA from Cucumis sativus (cucumber), 1886 nucleotides. Its product is annotated as protein DETOXIFICATION 49. Gene Ontology annotation, cellular component: membrane. Gene Ontology annotation, biological process: xenobiotic detoxification by transmembrane export across the plasma membrane. Lineage: Eukaryota; Viridiplantae; Streptophyta; Magnoliopsida; Cucurbitales; Cucurbitaceae. Bases 78 to 1682 code for a protein of 534 amino acids. Gene Ontology annotation, molecular function: xenobiotic transmembrane transporter activity; antiporter activity. The transcript has a single exon. The record is from RefSeq and is a predicted model, not a curated record.
ACCCAUCUCAGAUUUGGUCUCUUACUCUCUCUCUCUCUCUCUCUCUCUCUGGAAUUUUCUUGUUUCCUCCUUCGACAAUGUCUAGUUCUGAAUCUGAACAAGACAUUCCCACACUUAAAACUCCACUGAUCGAAGAAACUGAGACAAAAUUCCCAUAUCGUUUUUCUCAUGUUUUAUCAGAAGCAAAAUCCAUAGCCGAUAUAGCAUUUCCUAUGAUUCUUGUCGGCUUUUUAAUGUACUCUCGUUCCAUGAUUUCCAUGUUGUUUCUUGGUCGAUUAGGUGGUUUAUCCUUGGCCGGUGGUUCACUUGCUAUUGGCUUUGCUAAUAUCACUGGCUACUCUCUUCUCUCGGGUCUUGCUAUGGGUAUGGAACCCAUUUGUGGUCAAGCUUUUGGUGCUAAAAGAUUCAAACUCUUAGGCCUUACCCUUCAAAGAACCAUCAUUCUUCUCUUGAUUUCUUCAUUACCCAUUUCGUUUUUAUGGUUUAAUAUGAAGAAAAUCCUUCUCUUUUGUGGUCAAGACGUUGAUAUUGCUAAUGAAGCUCAUUCCUAUAUCCUCUGUUCUCUCCCUGAUUUAGUUGCUCUCUCUUUUCUUCAUCCUUUAAGGAUUUACCUUCGUAGUCAAUCCAUUAAUCUCCCCCUUACUUAUUGUGCUAUUUUAGCCAUUCUAUUUCACAUCCCAAUUAAUUACUUUUUCGUCUGUGUUUUCGAAUGGGGGAUUCGCGGUGUCGCUUUAGGAGCCGUUUGGACUAAUUUCAACUUCGUCGGAUCACUCGUCGUCUUUGUCUUGUUCUCCGGCGUGUACAAGAAAACAUGGCCCGGAAUGUCGUCGGAUUGUUUGAAAGAAUGGAAAUCGUUACUUGGGCUAGCAAUUCCAAGCUGUAUUUCGGUUUGUUUAGAAUGGUGGUGGUAUGAAAUCAUGAUUUUAUUAAGUGGGUUCAUGUUGAAUCCUCAAUCCACAGUGGCUUCAAUGGGGAUUUUAAUACAAACCACUGCUUUAAUCUACAUUUUCCCAUCAUCCUUAAGCUUUGGAGUAUCAACAAGAGUGGGAAAUGAAUUGGGUGCAAAUCAUCCAAACAAAGCAAAAUUAGCCGCCAUUGUUGGACUCUGUAUAAGCUUCUUCUUGGGAAUUUCAGCAUUGCUAUUCGCUUUCAAAAUCCGGAAAGUAUGGGCGACAAUGUUCACAGAAGACAUACAAAUAAUCGAGUUAACAUCGUUAAUUCUUCCCAUAAUCGGACUCUGUGAGUUAGGGAACUGUCCACAGACGACAAGUUGUGGGGUCUUAAGAGGAACAGCAAGGCCAAAAUUGGGGGCGAACAUAAACUUAGGAUGUUUUUAUAUGGUGGGAAUGCCAGUGGCGAUAUGGCUGAGCUUUUACGGCGGUUGGGACUUCAAAGGGCUGUGGAUUGGGCUGUUGGCAGCGCAGGCGAGUUGUGCAAUGACGAUGCUGAUGGUUCUAACUCGAACCAAUUGGGAAGAACAGGCGGAGAGGGCAAAGGAAUUGACUAAAAAUGGACUGGAGGAGAUUGAGGAUGAUGAAGAAGAAGAAGAAGAAGAAAAUCAGGAACUUGAUGUUGAACAACAAGAAGCAGAAGAAGAAGCAGAAGAAGAAGAUGAAGACGAUGAUGGUGAUGAAAUAAAAGAGUGUUUGAAUUCAAAGCAUGGAAGUGAUAUGAUAGUGUGAAGUGAAGAGGUUGAAUAAGGGUAGAUUUGGGAAUUUUGACACAGCUAGGAAUGUUUUUUUUUUUUUUUUUUUCUUUCAUUUUGAGUAAAAAAAUGUUUUCUUUUUUGUAUAGGGUAGAAGAAGGGUAUAUGAAAAUGAGGACCAAUUUUAUUGAUGGUGUUAUUAUCCAUAGCAUAGUGAAUAUAAAUUGAGUUUCUCUCUCAA